AACAUGAAAGCAAUUAACGUUGGAAUUGAAGCCAUCGAGAUUUAUUUCCCUAAGACUUAUGUUAACUAAGCAGAGCUAGGUACUAAAAAUAAAUAAGAUUUCAGAAUUAUUCGAUAAUGUUUCUUAAGGGAAGUAUACAGUAGGAUUGGGUCAAGUGAAUAUGGCCUUUGUAAGACCUUUUGAAGAUGUAAAUACUAUGGCUUUGACAGGUAAAUAGAAAUCUAAAAGUUAGUGGUCACAAAUCUAUUAGAGAAAAACUAAAUUAAUCCUGCAUUGAUAGGUCGACUGGAAGUGGGCACAGAGUCAUUGUUAGAUAAAUCCAAAUCAACUAAAACUACACUUAUGAGAUUAUUUGGUGACAAUACAAAUAUUGAGGGCGUGACUUCAAUAAAUGCCUGUUAUGGAGGCACUAAUGCUUUAUUUAAUACUAUCAAUUGGAUGUAGAGUGAGGCUUGGGAUGGGAGAUAUGGUUUAGUUGUCUGCACUGAUAUAGCAGUUUAUGCUAAAGGAUCGGCACGUACAACUGGAGGGGCAGGAGCUAUUGCCAUGUUAAUAGCCCCAAAUGCAACUUUUACCUUGGAUCCAAUUAGAACAACUUAUAUGAAGGAUAAUUAUGAUUUUUAUAAGCCAAACUUUCACAGUGAAUACCCUACUGUAGAUGGUCAACUAUCAAUAUAGAGCUACUUAUCAUCUAUUGACAAUUGUAUGUAAUCCUACUAUAAGAAAAAUAAUAAUUUGGAUGCUGACUUUUAUUGUUUUCACAGUCCAUUUCAUAAGAUGGUUUAGAAGUCAUUCUUGAGAGUUAAAUUAAAUGAAUCAUUUGUUUAAAAGGCUGAUACUGGAUUCACAUUCUAAAAUUUUAAUGAAAAAUAAUCACAAAUGCUUAAAUUCUAUUAAAACGAUUGGUUGAAUAAGGCUUUCCCCUCAUGUCUUUUAUCUAGAGAAUUAGGAAAUAUUUAUACAGGAGCUCUAUAUGCCGGAUUAGUAAGUUUGAUUGAAACCUAAGAUGAUUUACUAAAUAAAAGAAUAAUGAUGUUCUCAUAUGGUUCAGGUUGUGCAGCAUCACUCUUUUUUUUGAGAUGCAAUAAAUCAACAAAGAUGAUGAAACAGAAUUCAAAGGUUCAAGAACGAUUACAAUAGAGGAUUAGAAUUUCCUGUAUCGAAUAUGAUCACAUUAUGUAAUAAAGAGAGAUAAAUUACAAUAAGCAUAGCCAAUAAUAUCAACCAAAAUAAGUUGACUUAUAUCCAGGAACAUUUUAUUUAAAAGCAAUAGAUGAUAAAUACAGACGAGAAUAUCUUGUGCAUAAACAAAUCGAAUUGAACUAAACUUCUGAUAUGAUAGUACUUGAUGAAUCUAGAUCUAACAAAAAAAUACAAUAAAUUAGAGAUUAAAUGACUAAUAAUAAUAAUAGCUCAAUUGAUUAAACUUCUUAAUAAUCUUAAAAGCAAUAUAAUCAAUUGUGGACUGGAUUUUAUAAGAAAACAAUAUAAUAGAGAUUGGACUAAUUGGAGAAAACAAUGAAUGUAAAUGUUGAGCCAUUCAAAGAUGGAGGAUUAUCAUUAUAAAAUGCAAAUUUAAUGGUUGAAAAUUGCAUUGGAAAGAUUUCAUAUCCUCUUGGAUUAGGAUUAAAUUUCCUAAUAAAUGGAUAAUGCUAUUCAGUGCCUAUGGCUAUAGAAGAACCAUCAGUGAUUGCAGCGGCUAGUGCAGCAGCUAAAACUAUUAGUGAAGCUGGUGUUGGAUUUCAAACAUAUUCAAGUCGUCCUGUGAUGAUGGGCUAAAUCUAAUUAUUAGAUGUCUCGAACUAUUCAAAAAUUGAAUGCUUAAUCGAUUCCAAUAGAUAGACCAUUAUUAACAGAGGAAAUUAAGCAUGUUAAAGUAUGGUAAAGAGAGGAGGAGGGGUAGAGGAUGUGAAAUGUAGGAACUUGAAUUAAGGACAAUGUAGUGUGGAUAUAUUUAUCAAUGUGUGUGAUAGUAUGGGAGCAAAUUUAGUAAAUACUGUUUUAGAAUUUAUUGCCCCUUUGAUAGCAGAAAUAACUGGGACUAGAAUUGGAAUUAAGAUACUAACGAAUCUAUGCAUGAAUAGAAAAGUAACAGCGUAGUUUAGUUUAGAUAUAGAUAAAAUGAGUUAUAAAUCAUUAAGUGGAAAAGAUGUUGCUAAACUAAUGUUAGAAGCAUAUCAAUUUGCAGAUCUUGAUAUUUACAGAGCUGUAACACAUAACAAAGGGAUUAUCAAUGGAAUUGAAGCAGUUUGUAAUGCUACUGGAUAGGAUGCAAGAGCAGUUAAUGCAUCCUUACAUGGGUAUGCAUCUUUGAGUGGACAAUACAAACCACUUUCAUAGUAUAAAAUAGUUGAUAAUAAAUUCAUUGGUGAAUUAACAGUUCCAAUCAGCGUUGGUACUUAAGGAGGAGUUUUGCCUUAAAAUCCUUUAUAUUCAUAGAUUUUGUCUAUUUUGGAUUAUCCAGAUUCUCAGAAAUUGGCUGAGAUUAUUGUUUCUGUUGGAUUAGCUUCGAAUUUCGCAGCCUUGAGAGCUUUAGCUGUUGAGGGGAUUUAAAAGGGACACAUGACGUUGCAUGCAAGGAAUAUUGCAAUAGCAAGUGGUAUACCUGAACAUCUUGUUGAUGAGGCAGUUCUAUUUAUGAAGAAUAGAAAUAGCUUCAAUAAAUAAACAGCGUUGGAAUUCCUUAAAGCUUACAAUGUAUUUUUCGAGAUUGGCAAGGCUAAGGGGAAGUAGAUGAAAGCAUUUUGCACAUUCUCAGGUUCUUUCGAUAUGAUAGGAACUUAAGAAAAAGUAGAUUUACAUGUUGUCUUUGAAUGUGAUUAAAACAAAAUUAAUUUGAAUUAUGCAGAUGAUUCUACAAUGAACAGAUAAAUAUUUGGAUUGAAAGGUUAAGAGUGGUUGAAGAAUUUGUUUUCAGUUUUGAACACAGUCAAAAUAAAUAAAGAGGCUGAAUUGUACUAGUCUAAUAAUUUGACAUAAAAAUUGAAGCUUUUGGCAAUUUUGAUAAAUUUAUUAUCUUUCAAUAUGUUAAGUCUUGAUUUUGAGAGAGCAAAGAAUUUCAUAUUGAAUUAAAAGCCUUGUUUAGGAGGGGCUGUUUCGUUGAAAUAUGGGUUGUCACUUAUGAAUGAAUUAAUGCACAUCUUUGAAUACAAUAUCGACUAAUUUAUUGGAUUUCCUCAAUUAAGAUAAGCAUUGAUGACAGAAUUGAAUAAUAUUAUUUUGGCACAUGUCAAAUCAUUUGAAUUGUUGUAACAGGCAAAACAAGGUCAAUUCAAUUGUGAAGAAUUCUUAUGCUCUAGAUAGAAACGAUUGUCUUGUACAAUGAUGCUACUUUGUGAUUGCAUUUCAUUAAAGAAUUUCAAUCCUUCGAUAAUUGAAGAGAUCAAAUUGCUUGGAAGAGUCAUUGAGAUUUAAAUGACCUUGACAAGAGAUACUUAAAAAUGGAAUAAGUAAGAUUAUUGUUUCUAUAAUAGAUCAACUCUCUCUGAACCUAAUAUGUAUACUUAUUGGCUGAUUGCUAAUUAGAAAUUGAUCCUAGGUGAAAAUAAGGAGGUCUUAAGUUCAUUUUAUAAUGAACAUAAUAGAUUAUUGAUGUCUCUUAUUUAAGAAUUGGAAAAGAACAUAUCUCCUCAAUUCAGUCAUCUGAAAGAUUAAGCCAUGAAUGCUAUUCAACUAUUUUAUAAACCGAGAUUGUGAUAAUUAUAUUAAUG
Molecule: messenger RNA, 3710 nt
Organism: Paramecium octaurelia
Lineage: Eukaryota; Ciliophora; Oligohymenophorea; Peniculida; Parameciidae
Source: the annotation of a GenBank genome assembly